AUGGAGAAUUUCGGGAUGUUUCCAAACCUGCCAUUCGAACUGCGUCUCAAGAUCUGGAAAUUCACCUUCCCGGGACCCCGAAACGUUGGCAUACAGAUCAGGUUCAAGGAUUUUGGCUUCGGCGGCUGGAUGUCUAGGAAACGCAGUCCCGCUCCGCCAGUGGCCCUUCAAGUGUGUCAUGAAUCGCGCGAAGAGGCUCUGAAAUGCUACAUUCUAUCCUUCGGUACAUCAACUCAUCCGCCUACAGCAUAUUACAACUAUAAAAUCGAUACUCUCUGCUUUGGCGACGGACCCGAUAUUCAUAGCUUCCCAAGCAACUACUUGCUCAACCUAUGGCAUGGGACAAACUACAACCCUAACCGCCGUAAUGACUCCAAGGCAAUUCAAGCAGAGAAUGUUAGAUAUGUCCUUCUGGAUGUCGAUGAGAGUAUCUAUGGCAGACCGGCUUUCUGCUGGGAGGAAGUUCGCCGCUUUGACGGAUUGGAGGAAUUGCUCGUGGUUACUUGGGAUGCAGACGACAGAACGGAUGAUCUUAUGUCUUAUUUCCAGACGGCAAUGAAUGCUGUGGCGGAGGCUCAUCCUGACUGGGUGGUUCCAAAGACUAAGGUUGUGUCCGCUCUUUUAGGUAGGGAUUGGGGGAGUCUGAAGCCAGGACGAGUUGAAGAACUAGCAUAA
Messenger RNA from Hyaloscypha bicolor E, 675 nucleotides. RefSeq lists its product as uncharacterized. The record is from RefSeq and is a predicted model, not a curated record. NCBI's taxonomy places the organism in Eukaryota, Fungi, Ascomycota, Leotiomycetes, Helotiales, Hyaloscyphaceae. The transcript has 2 exons. The coding region runs from base 1 to 675 and encodes 224 amino acids.